AUGUCUAUCCUGAUCUGUUAUCAUAUUUAUUUUUCUUUAUCUGAUAUCAAAUAUAUAUCUGUUCAAAUCUAUCUAUCUAUCUAUCUAUCUAUCUAUCUAUCUAUCUAUCUAUCUAUCUAUCUAUCGAGCAGCUAUAAAAAGCAGCAGCAGCCGGCAAAUCAUUAUCAAACGCUGCUCGUUCCGCAUACAAGCGAGAUGGGUCCUGGAGACAUCGCUCAGUCUUCUCUCUUAAUGAACGUUAACAACAUCAAAAAGGAAUUCCCUGCCGGUAGGUUGAUUCUCCCAACUAGCCCGAUCUCAAACUCCAACAAGAACGCCACUGACGUAAAUUCAAAUUUGAGCGAGGUUCUUUCUCCAUUGUCCAGCCACUCGUCGUUGUCGCCUAUCGCAACUGAGUUUGGAUUUGACAUCGAAACUAUGCCCGUGAUGAGUACGGCUCUGGAUAGUCCAUCUUCUAUGUCUUCACUCUCGCCUGUCUCCUCGCCGUCCUGCUCUCCUUUCCCUACCUCAUUUUAUCAAUGUGCGACACCGGACAAUGAAGACUUUUCUAAAUCUCCUCUUCCAUUGUCGCCAGUUGUAGUAAAUACUUAUUCUCCAGUCGUGAACUCUGUUGUAAACAACGACACAUCUUCCGAAAGAUGCCGUUCUCGGAAUUUACAGACAACUCCAUCGCCAAUUGUUUCUAUGACGACAGGUGACAGAGUUUCUACAAACAUCACCAAGAGAAAACGUUCCACAUUGGAAAAAAAUGGAAUAUCACCGAAAAAGAAACGCUACACGAAAUCCCGAGUAAGGAACCGAAAUCCUGCGCUCGUAAUGAAACUGAAAAAAACCAGGCGUCUAAAAGCGAACGACCGAGAAAGGUCCCGGAUGCACCACUUAAACGAUGCGCUGGACUGUUUGCGGGAGGUACUGCCAAACUAUCCUGAAGAAGGCAAACUGACUAAAAUAGAAACGUUACGAUUUGCCCAUAACUAUAUAUGGGCAUUAACUGAAACCCUCAAAUUAAUGGAUACGGUGGAGUGGGGCCAGGAUUCAGGACGAUCGUUAUCUGAUUUUCCAGAGAGAUUACUGGGACACAACCUUUUUGGUCGGCUCUCGCAGCAGUCGCUCAGCCGGGCACAGUCCGAACUUGGUAGCGAGAAUGAACUCAGCCGGCAAGCUUUCCCACAACAUUUCCUAUCUCAAAUGGCCAAUGUACACCAACAACAUCAGUUUUUGUAUUUCUUUCUACACAUCUCAUUCUCUUUAUCCUUUUCAUUAAUUUCUUUCUUUCUUUCUUUCUUUCUUUCUUUCUUUCUUUCUUUCUUUCUUUCUUUCUUUCUUAAUCGCUUUUGUCUUCGUUGCAUUGGUUUUUCUUGUUUUAUUGAUUUAAUUUUCCUUUCAUUCUUCUCUUUCAUUGAUUCAUCCUUUCUUUCUUUUUUUCUUUCAUUCUUUCUUAAUUUGACAACUCUCUUCUUUAGACCAUCGAAUCAUUUAAAAGCAAUCUAUGAAAACGUUCAUACAUUUUAUAUCUAUCUAUCUAUCUAUCUAUCUAUCUAUCUAUCCUUUUCAUUAUAUAUUUUCUAUCUGCCUCUCCUAUCAAUUUACCUGUUUAACUGUCUUUACAUCAAUCACACCAUUUAUUUUUGGCUCACUGAUAUUCUUAUCUAUCAAAUUAUCUUAUUCUCCCCCCCUCUCUCUCUCUCUCUCUGA
Molecule: messenger RNA, 1695 nt
Organism: Acanthosepion pharaonis
Lineage: Eukaryota; Metazoa; Mollusca; Cephalopoda; Sepiida; Sepiidae
Source: the annotation of a GenBank genome assembly